AACUCGAACUAACUCGAGUUGACCAUCACUAUUUGUUAGGUUAUGUUACGAAUCGGAAGUGUGGAAUUUAUUUACAAAUCAUAGAAGAGUGAUAAAAGUAUGAAAAAUUGAUUUGAAUGAUUUGAAGUCAAUAUGUCGAAUGUGAAAAUAAAAGUAAUCAGCAGAAACCCAGAAGAUUAUUUACGUGCUACGAAAAAGGAUAUCCACAAGCUUCCACGAAAUUAUGAUCCAAGUCUUCAUCCAUUUGAAGCACCUCGCGAAUAUGUGCGGGCCCUGAAUGCCGUAAAAUUAGAGCGUGUUUUCGCAAAACCAUUUAUUGGUAACCUUGAUGGACACAAAGAUGGAGUUUCUUCAUUAGCUAAACACCCAAGUAGAUUGGCUGUUCUAGCCAGUGGUGCAUUUGAUGGUGAAAUAAGGAUAUGGGAUUUGACAUCUCGUAAAUGUACAAGAAAUUUUGUUGCUCAUGAGGGAUGGGUUCGUUCUCUUUGCUUUACACCUGAUGGAGAGACAUUUACAAGUGUUGGGGAUGACAAAACAAUUAAGUCUUGGAAGACGGAAACAAAAUCAUUUGAUGAUGAGGAACCUAUUAACACAUUGCUUAGUAUGUCUGUUGUAUAUGGUAUAAGUCAUCAUAAGACAAAACCUAUAUUUGCUACAUGUGGUGAACAUUGCCAACUGUGGGAAAAAACAAGAAAUGAACCUGUAAAAAUAUUUAAAUGGGGUGUUGAUAGUCUUCAUCAUGUUGCCUUCAAUCAGGUUGAGGAAAACCUAUUAUCUGCAUGUGCUAGUGACAGAAGUAUAAUCUUGUAUGAUAGUAGAGAAUCAGGCCCACUCAGAAAAGUUGUUAUGGAAUUACGACCAAAUAGUCUAUCAUGGAAUCCUAUGGAAGCCUUCAUUUUUACUGUAGCUAAUGAAGAUUAUAAUUUAUACACAUUUGAUGUAAGAAAACUAAAACACCCAGUAAACAUCCAUGUGGAUCAUACAUCAGCAGUUAUAGAUGUGGAUUAUGCCCCCACAGGACGUGAAUUUGUUUCUGGCAGCUAUGAUAAAACUGUCAGGAUAUUUGAAUCACUUAAAGGGCACUCUAGGGAUGUAUAUCACACUAAAAGAAUGCAGAGGUUAACAUGUGUGAAAUGGUCUUUGGAUAAUAAAUACAUAUUGUCAGGUUCUGAUGAAAUGAACAUAAGAAUGUGGAAAGCUAGAGCUUCUGAAAAACUUGGCGUUCUCAAACCUCGCGAGAGAACAGCGUUGAACUAUUCUGAAGCAUUAAAAGAGAAGUUUGCACAUCAUCCACAAAUUAGGCGAAUCGCUCGUCAUAGACAUGUUCCAAAACACAUUUAUAAUGCACAAAAAGAACUUCGUACAAUCAAGGAGAAGAAUAAGAGAAAGGAGGCUAACAGACGCUCUCAUAGCAAGCAUGGUGCAGUACCAUAUGUAGCAGAACGCAACAAACACAUUGUUAAAGAAGAUGAGUAAAGGAAUUGUUAAUUUAUCA
Diatraea saccharalis (sugarcane borer) is the source of this 1495-nucleotide messenger RNA. NCBI's taxonomy places the organism in Eukaryota, Metazoa, Arthropoda, Insecta, Lepidoptera, Crambidae. The record is from the annotation of a GenBank genome assembly.